GAGCUUCUACAAAAAUACAGGCCGAGGCUGAUAACAUAUUGAUUUUUCAAAACGUUUGUUGAACCAAUCACAGAGUUAGAACUAUUUUUAAAGGGUGAGGUUGUCUGGUUUUUCUGAGCUAGUGCAAAUUAUCUAAAUGUGAAGUGAUAGUUGGUUCAUAUAUUUUUAGCGAGCGAAAGCUCGCUGGAUUGGCUGAUGCAGGUGGCUACACUUUUCCGCGAGUCUACCACAUUGCUGGGGGAGACUAUGGAAUCGGGCGGAGGUGGAAGUGGACCACCACCGGACACUUCGGGUCCUCCAGGACAAUUGUCUUAUGACAAUUACAACCAUCCAGUUAAUUAUCCUCCGCACAAGUACAAGCUAAAUAUGAAACUUGAGGCCCAUGAUGAUGGCUACGAAACCAGUGCAGACUUGUUGAUGAAUAAUCCCAAUGUCAACCAUAACCAUCAUGAAGUUAAACGAGAAAAAAUGGAGGACCCUUAUAGUUUCAUUGACGACGAUCCCAUUCCUAUGCUUCCUUCGGCCCAAGGGCCACCUCAUAUGAUGCACCCAUUGCCACCUCUGAACAACCAAAUUAUGCCUGGUCCGAAAAAACGGGGAAGGAAAAAGAAAAUCAAAACUGAACCUGGUGAUUUCGCACAAGAUUUAAAUGGAGUAAUUCCUCGGCCUAUCAAAGAACGUAAAAAGCAUGACAGAUUUAAUGGAAUGCCUGAGGAGGAAGUCUCCAAGAGAACGUUACCAGAUCAUCUUGCUGAAAACUUAGAUAUUAUUAUUAUUGGAAUUAAUCCAGGACUGUUUGCUGCUUAUAAGGGCCAUCACUAUGCAGGACCGGGUAAUCACUUUUGGAAAUGUUUGUAUUUAUCUGGCCUCACGCCGCAGCAAAUGUCAGCUGAUGAAGAUUAUAAAUUACUUCAGGUUGGAAUUGGUUUUACCAAUAUGGUAGAACGUGCUACAAAAGGCAGCGCUGAUUUAACACGUAAAGAAAUUAAAGAAGGUAGCCAAAUUCUGUUAGACAAAUUAAGAAAAUUUAGGCCUAAAAUUGCGGUGUUUAACGGAAAGUUGAUUUAUGAAGUGUUUUCUGGGAAGAAAGAUUUCAAAUUUGGCAGGCAGCCGGAUUUGGUAGAAGGCACCAGCACUCAUAUGUGGGUGAUGCCUUCAUCCAGUGCACGAUGCGCACAGCUCCCUAGGGCAGCCGAUAAAGUGCCAUUUUAUGCAGCUCUUAAAAAAUUCCGAGACUAUCUGAAUGGAUUGCUUCCAGAAAUUGAUGAAAAUGAAAUGGUUUUUAGCGAACCCAAAGUAAAGUCGUGCUAUGAAGCUGAACCGAAGGCAGAGCUUUACCCUGAGCUUACUGACAUUAGCAAUGCUGUGAUUAAAAAUGAGGAUGGUACAAUAAUACCAUGUAAAAAGAAGCGUGGUAGGCCAAAGAAAAUUAAAGUGGAAGGUGAAGAAACACCUCCACCUAAACCAGUUGCUAAAAAACCUCCACCACCUUCUAGUAAUAAUUGUGGAGAUUUUCCAAAGAAAAAGAGAGGUAGGCCUAAAAAAGUAAAAAUGGAUAAUGCUGAAACAAAUCGCAUGGAAAAUAGUAGCGCCCAAUCCAAUAUGUCACAGUGUUUUUCUAAUCCAUCGCCCAUUCAGUCACCAAACAGUUUUUAUCCAAUGGGACCGGCGAUGACACCACCAAGUAGUACAGGUAAUAUGUAUAAUUCGCAGCCGCCGGUUUAUAAUCAAUCACCUCGGCCGCCGUUCAGCCAGUCGCCCAGACCGGCCUAUAGUCAGUCUCCACGACCAGCUUAUAGUCUAAGUCCAAGACCGGCUUAUAGUCAGUCUCCGAGACAGCAGUACAACCAGUCUCCAAGGCCACAGUAUAGUAAUUCACCUCGGCCUCAGUAUGGUGGCCAAUCCCCGCGGCCACAUUCUCAGCCAUUUACACAUUCUGAUCUCAGUUCGGAAAUUAGUGCGGCAAUUAGUUCGGAACAACUUGGUUCGCCUGGUUCACCCAUUGGUCCGCCAGAUUUUGAGCCGCCCACUAGUAUGGCUGAAGAUGCAGAGUGCAGAUUAAGUCCUGCGCCAUCUACAAACAGCGAGAAUCCAACACAUCACUAUCACAUGAGUCCUGCUCCAUCCACAAAUGGAGAACAACCACAUCACUACCACUAUCAACCAUACAAUAUGGAUCCGCCCUCCCAGGAACCUCCGCAGCUUGCUCCUCAGUAUACAACUCCACAACAACAAAAACAACAAGACAUAGCUUCAAAGAGCCUUUCAGGCCUGGAGUCAUUGGUUGACCAAAUUCCAAGUAUUACUGAUGGGGAGGCUCCCUUAACUGAAACGCCCGAUCAGUAUUCAAAUAGUUACACUGUGGCUUCGGCACGGGCAAGUCCAGUUUCAUACAACUAUCCUCCAUCAUCCGGAUAUCCUUUGUAUCCGACACCAACUUGGAGCGGGCAUUAUGAACCAAUGCCCUUAAGUUACCCUCAGAUACCAUACCCUCAGAGCUACACACCAGGGAUUCACAUGCCCAAUCCAAACUAUCCUUAUUACACUUACCCCCAGCCCACUCCACCGCAUCCACCUGGCUAUCCACCUUAUUUGGGUGGGUUUUGAUCGGUUUCUGUCGCUGUAUUUUAAUGUUGUGUACCUGUAAGAUAUGUUUGGCUAGUACCUAGCAAGUCUGUCCGCUUCAGUACGAAGUAUGGGAAAUUCAAAUGCUUUGGCUUGGGGAAUAAUUAUAUCUGUAUAUUAUUUAAAAAUAUAUUUAUCAAUACAUUUGAAGAACAGAUUGUCAGGACAGGACAACAUACUUCAGUAAUUUCUGCAGGUUUUGUGAUUUGUUGUUUAAGACUUCAUUUCAUCAUUGUAUGCUAUAUAGGGUUUUGAAAAUAAGUGAUACUACUAUUAUUAGCUUCAAAGGUACGAAAAAGAAAACAUGCUUACAUAUACAGGAUGAAUCUGAAAGUGAGUUUUUUUUUAACAGGGUACAUAUAUGUAUAUCUCGCCAAAAUAGGCUGUUUGGCAAAAAAUUGUUUAUAUAGAAAAUUUAAGAUAACGAAAAUUUUUAAUAGGUUGAAAAUUAAAAAAGGAGUUUUUGAUUGAUUUUUUUGCUGAAAUAAUGCAACUAUACCUAUUAUGGGAUAGGCUCAUUAUGCUGGACUAUUAACAGCUUUUUUUUUGCGUUUUUUUUUUGAAAAAAUGUGAACAUGUUUUAUAGUUGGAGUUUUCUUUAAACCUUAAAAUACCUGUACCUCCGUUAUCUUAAUUUUUUUAUGUAAACAAUUUUUUGCCAAACAACUUAUUUUGGUGAGAUAUAUAUCCUGUUAAAAAAAAAAACCUCACUUUCAGAUUCGCCCUGUAUAUAUAUCUAUAUUUUUUUAUCUGAGUAGCCAAAGAGUUGCUAGGAAAAUCACCUCAGAAUUUGUUUUUGUAAUCGCCUAAUUGUGUACUGCACGAAGCUUGCACCUUCUUCUCUGAGUUGUUUUGGAACUUUGAUUCGACUCGACUCACCGGUUUACCAGCUGUCAAUUAAUUUAUAUAAAUAGGUAUGUGUAUUUUUUAACUUCUGCAGCACUGAGAUUGUGAAUCGAACAAUGAAAAUAACUACAUUCUGAAACAAUCAACAAAAAUAACUUCAGAAUUCCACUACUUAGAAGAUUUUUCUGCGGGAAAGGCUAGCUUUUUACCUAUAUUUCAAGACUUAUGACUGUCUUGACCGCCAAGCCCUGUGCUUUAUCCCUUGCCCUCUUUCUGGGAUAGAGAAUAAUUUUGUAACACUGCCUGCUUCUGGAAUCAAAUUAUCCCGAUCAGACCGUUUAUUAUCGUGAUAUGCCUUCAGCCUGUCUGGAGCUACCACUUUUUUCCCUAUGUCUAUACCUCCACUCAAAUUCAUGAAUUCCAUCUAUCAUGCUUCAUCUGCCUAUUACCAGCUGUAUUUCAGAGUCCAAAGUACCAAGUCUUUGGAAAUAAUGUCCUCUGGAUCUGUGGUCUUUGUCAUACUCAUAAUAAUCUUCUUCAUCCCAACUAAACAUCUCUAUUAAUCAGAGCAAAUGAAAGAAAGGAGUCCUUUAUACUUCACGUCUCUAUUAAUGUCAAAUGAAUACCCCCCAGGAUGCCUCCCUGUCCAUCUAGAUCCAUAACCUGCGGGGUUCUUCUUCCUUUUGACUGAAGUCACAGGAAUUAGAAGAAUGACCCCCCUGUUCAUUCAGUCUGUUAACUUGUUUUUCGAUCUCAGAACUCCUAAUAAAGUCACUAUUGUAGUGCCACUUUUCUUUCUCAAAUAGAACACUACGGAAAAUUCUGGAACUUUUCAGGAAAUUUUCCGCUAAAAAUUUUCUUCAUUUGUUAGUUUUCUGAAAAAUUUAUGGAAAACAGGUUAUUUUCGAAAAUGUGCCUUUUCACCCCUAAAAGGGAAUGGGAAGGGUAGAGCACAGGGGAUGGACCUCGAGAUAGUUUUUAAUUUUCAAAUAGAGGUGAAAAGCUGGCCUUUCCCGCAUAGAAAUUUGUUCGAAAAAUUAUGUUUGAUGAUCCAAAUCAAAAAUCAAUGACAUCCAAAUAUCAAUAAAUGUGAACAUCGCCUCCCUAAAGUCCGCCACACGGAAGAUAAAGACCGCAUUAUUCGUUAUAUUUCUCUAGUCAAGAGGCUAUUAAAUGUUUCUGAAUCGUUUUAGUAAGUUUGCUUAUUGACAAUUGAAUUUAAGAAAUAUUGCGCGACCUACGGAAUUGUUAAAUUCAGAGAUGUUUGGAUAUUUUUGUUUUCAAAAAUAAUACAUAGUGAAAUGAAUGUUAUAUUUUCUUUCUUUUUUCAUGUAUUUUUAUUUUGAAUUGAAGAUUUUUUUGGGUACCAUAUUGUUGAUCUGCCACUGGGCAUUCUGCAAAUAUCUUGAACCUAAACUCCUUAUCUUCUCAGUUAUAGAUAUAUGUAUAGAUAUACUUGCUCAAUAUGCAUAAAAGGUAUCAGAAAUGAUAUAUGUAGAACCCCAAAAACAAUCUGCAGGAAAAUCAGAAACGAAAAACAAAUAAGUACGCAAAAGUAGUGAUUUUUUUUUAUCCUCCUGUCUACAACCAUAGAAUACAACAUACUACGCGCGAAAAAUUUCUCUGAAUUAGCAUGUGCCAGCAAGUUUUUGCUACGUUUAAAAUUUGGGAAAUCUGGAUAAGCUAUAAAGAUUAAUAAUUGUAACUUUCCGUUUCCAAGAUAGCAAUAGUGGUGUGACUUAUUUGUGAAGCUCUGUAGACCGCUCAAAAAUACUUAGUUCAUAAAAUGUAAUUAUUCUCUGAGCAUUUUAUACUCUACUGUAUUUGAUCUAUACAUUCAAUGUGAAGUUUCCCAUAUUAAACGAUGGUCACUUGCAUUUUAAAACCAGAGACUUGCACAGGGUAAUUGGUGAUAUCUUUUUGUCAUAAGUAUUUUCUCUAAACUUUAAAUGUUAGAUAGGCCAAGGGUUUGUGCAUUAAUAUCUACAUUCGGAUCUCAAGUUGGCCUUGUGUGACUGAUGUUAUCUGAAUGUUUAGCCCUGGACUUUAUUUAUGAUGUGGUAUUUAAUUUGUUUUAUUGUUAUUUUUCAUUUUAUAUCUUUUAUAGCAAUGGUACUAAAAACGUGGUAGAUAAAAUCAAAAAAAUAUACAUACAAUUUUGAAAUUAAAUUAUUCAAAUAUUUAUCCCUAAUCAUGCAUACUGAAAAGAUUUUUUUUUAUUUUUAAUAUUCCACUACAUAGUCUAAAUGUAGACUGAAAUAGAUACACCUAUCUUUGUAAAAGUCUACCAGAGAAUCCCUAACGGUUGAUUCGGUGCCAAUUAUUGCCCCAGGUCGGUUCUAGGUGUACCGCUCCCAUGAGAGUCAAAACCAGACGGCAAACCAGUACCCAGGUUCUGGUUCUAGUUGUGGAUCGUACACCGCACUGACGAGCUGCAAGAACACCGAAACCCGUCUGAAGGUGGAUCCGCAGAGAAAACUGGUUACCUGGUUUCUGAUGAUCAUCUGCAUCUCAAAUAGAUACACAUUUUAUACUCUGACCAAAAAGUAACUAGACCAAUAAAAGCACGAGAAGAGAUGUUUUUUUUGUUGAAAAGCUGCAAUUUGAGAGCUGAGUCGUACUAUUUAAACAAUUGAAACCUUCUAGUUCUAUUCCGAAACUAGCAUCGGAUGUGCUGAACGGUUUUUAUCCUCUAGACACCACAUGCUAUGGUGUAGUGAUGCCGGGGAGAUAAGAGAAUCUCGUCUCGACAAGAUCAGAGAGUGUUUUUACGUGAAAGAAAAGCUUAGGACGAGACAAAAGAAGUUCUUCUCUAGCCGAGAAUUCUCGUCUUCUCUCAGUCUCUCUCGUGUGGUCAGAUAGACAUACCUCACUCAGUCUUUUUACACAACAAUUUCUACACAGCAACAAGUUUUUUUUUUGCCAAAAAAAGUUGAACAAGUAUUUGAUACGCUAAAAUGAAAAUCAGUGUCAAUCAAAAGUUAGAUCUUCUCAGACAUUUAAUUGGGCUCAUGUGAUUUUAACAUUGUCAAUCCUGAUACCUACUUUUGGUCAGGGUAUAUCCCUUAAGUGCAAUAUGAAUGCUUUGUGACUUUUUUGUCAACCUUGUUCCAAUCAAAUUUAUAUGUUGUUUAUUGUAUACAUCUAGUCCGUAUUUCUAGUCUUACAAAAUAUUUUUUAUUUAAUUUUUAUAUUUUUUGAAAAUAUAUUUUUUUAUUACUAGGUCACUUUAUUUAAUGGUUUGAUGUUUUUUCUGUAUUUGAACUACCUACAAUACAAUAAUCUCCAUAAGAUUUGGCAUUUUUUGUGUUCUGUUUGUGAGUAGUUUAAAUAAUUAUUGUUUUCGUAAUCUUCUUUCUAAGAAAUAUUUAAAUAUAUGUAUAUAAAUAGGAAAGUUUGCAUUUAAUUUAAUUGAAUAUAGUUGAACUGGUUGAAGCAGCAGUUUAAUCCGUUCUAGAGGCAGUGAAUAUUUUUGGCACUUGGUUGAAUUCCUCUACUUUUGGCAGAUAAUUCCAAUGAAAAUUAAAUUUGGUGGCAAUAUAAUAAAUUACAAGAUAGUAGUAUAGUCAUAAAUCAUAAUAAUCGUCUAUUAUUAAUUUUGUUCUUUAUUGAAAUUCCUCUCGCCUAGCAAAGUCCCAGAGCUGGAUAAUAUGGGCUUUUCCAAAACAUUUAAAAUAAUUGUUUUGUCCUUAUAGCGUAGAAGUCAGGUAAGGCAAUCUGACGAAUAAAAACGCAAUGUAUAAUCCUAUUGGUCGACCAGUUAUCCGCCGACCAAUAGGAUUAUAGAUUGGCAAAUUUAUUUCAAAGACAGUUACCAGUAAGUUUAUCUAAAGAAUAAUAAACCUGACCGUAGAGAAUUUAGUUUUCAUAUAUCGUCGUUAAUUUCACAAAGUGAUGUAUCUCAAAUCGAGAUUCUUUUGAGAUACGUCACUUUGUGAAAUUAACGACGAUAUGUCCUCACCAGAAAUAAUCUGAUCGACAUAUGUUUAAUUGUUUCUUUAUACAUAUGAAAUAAAAAUAUUUGUGCCAACUUGGUAAAAUUUCGAUUUACAACUAAACUGAAUCCAAAUCGGACAGUCAGUGAAUGACGUAAACAAAUGCAGGCAUAGAGGGCACCUGAUCACUAUCCUUCUGAGUAUUAAUUAAUCGCGCGAUGGCAUUUGUUUAAGUUUACUGUCUGUCUAAUUUGUAUGUUUGGUUACUGCUACUACAAUAAAAAAUUAAGUGCCAAAUUGCUGGUUAGGAAUUUAUAGGAAACUGUUUUUAUUACAUACAUAAUUUGUUGCUACCCCCUUGAUGAGUCCAGGGCUGUGUGAUACCCGUUUAUUAAUAGCUGUAGGCCUGAUUCAUGUCAUAAUUUAAAAAACAUUUGGCAUAGCUCUGUUCAUCUAUUAUCCUUCCCCUAGUCUCCUAUCCUCUAAGUGUGUCCUUCCUUACAUAUCUCUGUAUUAAAACGGUUUCGCAUCUCAUCUAGGAUGCAAGAGAGAUGGAAAUAGUGGACAGACCAAGCAAAUGCAAAGUGUUCAGACGGUACUGGAUCAAGAAUAAAACAACUGAUUCCUUUGUAGUGUGUAAAAUGUUAUAGGCAUAAUAAUUGUAUCUUAUUUACUUAGAGCAUAUUCAAAAAUAAAAAAAGAUUUCAUUCAUACAUAAUAUUUUGUAUAAUGUGAUCGUUAGAUGGUAAUUUCUUCUGGUUUAUGAGUUCCAGGCAACAUAUUCAAAUUUUAAUACCAUGUAUCCAUACCAUAUAGAAAUAUUUUAAAUUAUUUUAUCUAAUAAUACAUACCUAUCCAGGGCAUUAUGGGCUUUAUUCAGUCUACUGUGUUAGCUAAACAUUCGUUUGUGUAAUGCUGUUAAAUGUGACCCAAAUUAACACCUCAAAUAAAUUUGUUGCUUGGAUUAUUUUUCUAAAUUUUUCGGUUUAUAGACAAUUAGUUAAAGCGUUAUAAAAUCACUACAAACGUGAAUUGAUUGGUGACAACUCAUCGAAAUUAGACUGGUUCUUUCCAGAGCAACUAUUUCAAAGCGAUUCUCUAAAUAUGUAUUGAUAUAUAUUCUGAAACGAGCUUAAACUAAACCUUAGGUUCUGUGAACCAGGGUUUUCUCUAAAUCCUUUAGCCCUAGAUACUCAAGAAGAUAAUCAGUGUAUAUCAUUGAUCAUCUAGAAAAAGCAUUUGCGCUUGUUACUGAUUACUGCAUUUUAGCACCAUAUUGGAUUUAAAAAAAACUAAUACUAACACAGGUCAGUAUAGGCACUAUAAUAUUUUGAACGAGAUUUGCUCACUUCAUGUGGGUAUUGAAGCGAGUUUAAAAUAUUUGGCUGCUUUCUCUGAAAACUUUUAAUUUUAGCGUGCGUUUGAGUAAGGCUUCAAUAUCGGGUUUUCGCAAAUAUAAACAAAUAAGGGAGCCUUUCGCAACAUCACCGACUCUGUGUUUGAAUGCCAGAAUCUUCCAUACAAAUAAUUGAGUUUAUUUUUGAUAAAAACAAAAUGUUGACUCAGUUUGUUAUGUACCUAGUUAAGUUUCUUCUGAAGUCACUUGGUGAUCUAGGAUUAGGACAUUGGCACUAUAUUCAUGAUGGCAGUUUUGAAAUGUCACCAAUUAGACAGAAUUAUUUUUAAAAAAUUAUGUAAACUCUGGCCGUUUUCCAUUUUAGGAUUACUUUUGACCAAUAUAAUUGUGUAUAUGAAUCAAAAACUGUGCUCGUGGCUGUAAAUUAAAUUAUUUUGCUGUGCCACAUUCUUCCAAAUACUCAAUAUGAUUAUUGGAUUAAGGACAUAAUCAUCUGGCAUGAUUAUCAUCUCAACUGGCUGAUUAAGUAUUCUUUUCACCAAGCAAAGGUUUUCAACAAAGUCUCGAAUAAAAUUGGCAUGUUGUUAGUACUUUAUGGUGCAUUCCUUUACCAUUGUUUCGAAUUCUGCCAAAAACAAUAAUAUCUAAGAUCAACAAUAGUUGCCAAAUCUCACCAAAAAGUUCACUUUUGUAUGACACCCUAUAGCGUCAUGUAGCUGUCACAAUACGAAAUACAUUGUGUGUAAGAAUAAAUUAUAAUGAUUGUACUUAAAUGUGAAAUAAUGUUACACACUGAAAAAAAAAUUCAACGAAGUUUCUACGAUUCUAUCCUAAUGAAGUGACAACUAGACAAUUAUAUCUAUUUCCUAUAUAAUAUGAAUGUUAAUAUUUUCCUAACUGUUGUUUCUAAUUUAUUUUGCUUAUUUUAUUAAUUUUUAAAUUGAUUUAACUUGUUUUAGGCUAUGUUUUUUGUUUGCCGAUUUUGUUCUUUGAAUACCAAGGUACAUUUUUUUGUUUGUUUUUUUUUUUAAGGGAGAGCUUUUUUCACUUCUCAAUAGUGAAAUUGUUACCAGAGAGUGUUUUAUUAUUACUUAACUGAUAUUUUCAUAAAGAACAUUUUUUUUAACAUUAUGUCGUGUGUGGACUUGGUUUGGUGUCAAGCUCAAAAAUGGAUUUACAUAAUAUUAUUUAGUUACUUUGUAAAUUAUUAUCAAUAAUUGUAAUAUUUUGUAAUUCUUGAUUUAAAUGUUGAGCGAUGAGAAAGGUAUGUAUGAACAUUUUUGAUGAAUCAGAGAUGUUUCAUAAGUGUAAAAAUUGUAAAAAGCAAAAUUUAAGGAUACUUUAGUAUUCUUUUGAAAAAGUUAGUAAAAAUUUUGAUACAGGGUUGUAGAGUUCAAAAUGUAGCUUAUUAUUGGUGUGCAUAAUAUUAUGUGUAAAUUACUGUGCAUCACCUAUUUAUAGACUUAUUCUACAGUAACCUGACUUAUCUUCUGAACACUCUGCAUUUACCUAACAUUAUAGCUAGGUGUGAAUACUAAAAAAAGCGAACCAAGUUUUUAACGAAAUUUUAGAGUUUAGGCUAGUAAAUGGAAAAAUUAUUUUUGGUUUCAGUGCGCAAAUUGCAUUUUGUCUAUAAAAAAUUUAAAGCGUCGAUUAAAUGAGUAAAAAAACUAAGUGACCUAAAAUUAAUGGUAAACGUGUGUACGUAAAUAAAUUUAGGAUUUGUAUGUUUUCUUUAUCUAAUCUUUAAGGUAAGAUUUGUGAUUAGUUACACACUAUUUCCCUCUCUUUUUUUGUUAAUUAAUAAUUGUUCAUCAUGAAGACUAUGAUUUUUGAUAUGUCAGAAUAAUCAUUUUUAUAUGUAAGAGCUGGUAUAUUUGAUGGAAUUGUAUGUAUAAUUUACUGCCUCUGAUUUGCUAUUUUUUGUACUUAAACUUGUAGAAACUGAGCGAGGUAUACCUACAUGUACUUUUUAUUCGCUUAAUAUAUAAAAAAAUCUAUUCAAAACAAUUAUUCUGACCAUUCGAAAAGCUGGUCAAGUGAGCUGCAAGUGGUUAUUGGUUUUUGUAGUCACAGAACUGAUAUUUAUUUAAAGAAUUCUAAUUGUUCAUUGUGUUAUAUGAUAAUGUAUUGAUUUAUAUAUAUCUAAUAAUUGUUAUCUGUAGGUAUGAUACUCCCAAUAUUAAGUUGUUCUUAUUUUCAUUUUGAAAAAAUCUCUCCCACUGUUCUUUUUGUACUUUCAAACAGCAUUAACAUUUUAAGGACAAAAAAAAAUAAAUUUUGUUUAAUUCCAU
Messenger RNA from Ceutorhynchus assimilis (cabbage seed weevil), 11057 nucleotides. Lineage: Eukaryota; Metazoa; Arthropoda; Insecta; Coleoptera; Curculionidae. The record is from the annotation of a GenBank genome assembly.